Messenger RNA from Chrysoperla carnea, 4171 nucleotides. Its product is annotated as protein AF-9-like. The record is from RefSeq and is a predicted model, not a curated record. Gene Ontology annotation, cellular component: super elongation complex. Gene Ontology annotation, biological process: regulation of DNA-templated transcription. Lineage: Eukaryota; Metazoa; Arthropoda; Insecta; Neuroptera; Chrysopidae. Bases 29 to 2344 code for a protein of 771 amino acids. The transcript has 2 exons.
ACAUGUACAUAUUAAAAUUAUUUAUAAAAUGUCCUAUCGUAUAUUAGUGGAAAUUAUACAUGAAGCAUCAAUUCGUACCAAGCGUACACCAGAAGGUUUUACACACGAUUGGGAAAUAUUUGUACGAGGAUGUGAUGCUGAUAUUUCACAUUAUGUUGAUAGAGUUGUUUUCAAUUUACAUCAUACAUUUUCAAAACCAAGGCGAGUUUUAAAAGAGCCGCCAUAUAAAGUGAAAGAGUCAGGAUAUGCUGGGUUUAAUUUGUUAAUUGAAAUAUAUUUAAAAAACAGUGAAGAACCUAAAAAAAUACCAUUUUAUUAUGAUCUGCAUUUACAACCGGUGGGCGGGCCAUCAGGCCAACCCAUUUACAAAGUACAAAAAGAAAAAUACGUAUUUCAUCAUCCAAAUGAAGAUUUCCGCCAACGCCUUUUGAAAGGCGGUGCUACUUUAAUAAAUACACCAUCAAGCCAUAGUGAAAGUUCUCGAGAAUUUCCGGGUGGAAGUGACGAACAACGAUCUCAAUUAGUUGAUAAACCAAAACUUGGCGGUGAUAUGACUAAAAAACCAAAAAUACGCACAGAAGAAACAAAAUUAUCAAAUAGUUUUGCGGAUUUAUUUGGUCCACCAAUUACCAAAACUGCAAAAGUAUCACCAGAUCCUAAAUUACAACAAAUUAAAAGUUCUCCAAAGAAUAUGAAUAUAAAAAAUGAAAAAAAUGCACAACAGGAGAAAAGUAGCAAAAGUAAUAAGCACAGUCCACAAAAAGAUAAAUCAGAAAGAAGUAAGGAGAAAGAUCACAGUAAAAAGAAUAAAGAGGAGAGACGAAGUAAGGAUAAAACAAAAGAACGUGAUAAAAGUAAGGAAAAAAGUACAAAAAAAGAUAAAAGUCCACCGCGCCGUUCUAGUACAAGCCCUAGACGUUCACCAAAAAGAGAGUCUAGCCCAAAGAAAAGUUCUAGUCCAAAACGAGUCUCAAGUCCUUCACCAAAACCAAAAUUUGAGGAACGUAAUAAAUAUGAUGAAUCAAUAAAAGAAAAACAGAAUAAUGACAACACAAAAUCAGAUAAAAAGGUGAAGAAAGACAAACGAGAUAAAGUGAAAGAUCGUGAUAAAGAUAAACGAGAACAUAAACAACAUAGCAAAGAAGAAAAUAAAACCGAUAUAGAACCAAAAGAAAAUACAAUGAAAAGUGUUUAUAAAGAUACAAAUAAUGUAAAACCAACGAAAGAUACAACAUCCAAAGAUAAAGAACAAAUCAAAUUAAAAGAAAAAAUAAAGCAAUCAGAACAUCAACAACAACAAUCUUCGGUUGUAAGGGCGGAAAUAAAAGACAGUGAAAAACACAAGAGUGUUAAACAUGAGAUCAGUGAGAAACAUAAACAUAAACAUAAGAAAAAAGAUCGUGAAAAGAGUAAAAAAGAUGAUAAGGAAAGGCGACAUGAUAAAAACAAAAAUGAUAAAAUGUCAUCAGAUACACAGAUAAACACAUCAAAGGCAAUUGUAAGUAAUGAUUCAACAAAGAUAUUACCAACUGUAAAUAAUGAAAUUGAAAAAGAAAAUCAUCAAAAUAAGAAUAAUAGCACACAAGCACCAAAUAGUGAAACAUUUAUAUCAACACGCGACGAAACAUCAAAAGUUUCACGUGACAAACUAUCAACAAAUCCGUUAAACACAUUAAUUGCAGAGUUAUCAGAGAAUGAGAGCAGUGAUAGUUCAAACCAUAGCGUUAAAAAUAAUACAGAUGUUAGGAUACGAAAUAAAAUUAAUUCUAAAUCAUCAAAUAAUGUUGUUGAUUCAACGCCAACGCCACUUCCACCUCCACCACCACAACCGGUUGAAAUGCAAAAAGAAUUCGCUCCCACAGUUGUUCCACCUGUCGCCCCACCGUCAAUUGAACAAAAUGACAAGAAGAAUGAUGAUCGUGUAGAAAAAACAAAGAAAUCGAAAAAGCAUCGUGAUAAACAUAAAUCAAAUAAAAGUCCAGACAAAGAUAUUGAACGUAAACGAAAGCGAAAGUCUUCAUCUAAGAUCGAUGACAUUGAAACGUCAUCGGAUAAAAUAAUCAACAAUGAUGAACAACCACGGCCAAUGAAACAAAUUAAGGGUGAACGUAAAUUAUCUGAAGAAGAGAAAAUUGAACAAAAUACUGCGGAUUAUAUGAAUAUAUUGAAAGAUUUACAACAUAAAAUAAUGACAUUACAGGACAAUAGUGAACUGCAACGAGUUGUACAGUUAAUUGCUGAAACUGGCCAAUAUGAAAUUACACGACAAACAUUUGAUUUUGAUUUGUGUGCGUUGGAUCGUAAGACUGUGGACAGGUUACAGGAAUUCUUUAAGGCCACAUGACUUUUUUUAUUAUUCACAUCACACAUUCAAAAUAUUACAUCACUUUUCCAUUUGUGAAUUUUUUUAUUACAUGAUCACGCGUUGUUCUUUUUAUACAGUACAGAUUCACAGAAUUGUAUGAAUUACAGAAUCGUAUGGGUUAUGGUGAACAACGUUAAGUCCAUAAAUGGGUCGUUCUAUUUUCAACAGUUUUCUCGGUAUGAUUAAAACAGUAUAAUGCGUUAAAACGAUUUAACGAAUAAGUUUACAAACAUCCGUUAGUAUGCCCCUCAAUUCUUUCAACAACAAAUUUUGUGUGGAAAUUGUUUCGGAAAUACAAACAAAUAAUCAAAUUUUAAUAGCUAAUAGACCAAAUAUUAUUUUUGUUCAUUAUGAGUCAAAUUAUAAAUAAAAAGCUAAUGAGCAUCGGGAAUUCCCUUGAAACUAAUGGCCUUCGAUGAAGGGUGAGCAUUAAUAAGAAAAGAGAGAAUUUGAAACUGAUAAUAAUAGUAGAUAUCCUGCUGACAGAGUCUAUUAUAAAAAAGAAGUUAACAAUAUUUUACUGAGGUCAAGGGCAAUGCGGAACGCACAAAAUAUCUGGUUUUCAACAGCUGGCUUUCUGUACCCUUUCUUAUAUAGAACCAAUAACAUUAAUGGGAUAUCUUUCAUUCAUAUAUACCCUACAUAUGGGAUUGUUUCCCGCAAAAUACCAAUGACUAAAAUUAACUGGGUGCAACAAUUCUUUUUUUUUAAACGUUAUGGAGCAUCUUGUUACGGAAAUUCCAAGAUUCGAUGAAAAAGAUAUUUAAGGUGUCUUAUCAUUCUCUGUCAAAAUAGAUUGGCUCAAUCUCCAGCUAAGCCUAGCUCAAUCUUUAUACAUAUAAGUAGCCUCGUUAAGAAUCACAAAACCCUAAUUUUGUUACGGUAUAGUUUUAUUCAACUGGUUAAAACUGUUGAAAUAGAAUGUUAACUUUGACACAGGUGUCCAAACGAGCGGUUCAACAUGCUUUUGUUAUUGUGUCAAAAUUCAAAUGGAUAUUGUGUCAAAAUUCAAAUUUUUAAUAAAGUACAGUGUUUUUGUUUUAGAUAUUUGGAAUUUAGAUAACCAAUUUUUUAUGAUUUACCCUCUAAAACAAACUCAGUGGUUGUGUGUAUGUGUUUGAAAGUUUUAUGUGAAUUUUGAAUUCACCUAAUGGUUUAAGAGCCAAAUGUGAAAAACCUUUAACUGCUGCUAAAAGAUGAAUUUUUGUUGAUUUUAAUUUGGGACAUAAAAAAUGAGAAAAAACACAGAGAAAAGGAUAAUAGUUAUUUAAUAGUUUUUACUAGAGUAGGAAUGCAAUAUGUCUCCAAGUGGAUACGAAAUUUUUCAUGCCAUGGCUCUUUGGCCAUAAGAAUCAUUGUAUUUAUUUCGUAUAAAUAAUACCAAAAUGCAGUGGCAAAGCUAAUUAUUACGAACAUUUUUUUAAUAAAUUAAUAUCACAGUAAAAAUUUAAUCCUUGGUACUGAAAAAUAGACAUUUAAAACUGUUUAUUUAUUUAUAAUUGAGAGUCGGGGAUUCGAGGAUUAAAAUUGGACAGAAAUAAUUUUUUAUUUAACACAUUUUUAUUGUUAAUAUCUUAUGUACGGUCCUAAAUAAAAACUGUUAUGCCAAUUGACACGUAAUAUAUAAUGUCUACAAAUUACAUUUAUCCAAUGUAAAUUGAUGAUCAUUCCAAAUGGUGUGACCGUUUAUAUUUCGGAGCGUAUUCCUUUGAAGGCAUUCUUUUUUGUUUGUAAAAUGGCAUGUUUUAACUAAAGUGCAAUUAAUAACAUUUGGAAUAAAAAGUACUUAAUUUUACUAUUAUUUUU